CAAAAAAUAAUAGCUCUAAUGAGCUGUAUUGGAUAGGCUUAAUAAUAAGUUAGUGAGAAACUCAUUAAAACUGAUGGAGAUGAUUCAGAUACUCCUCUUCCAGAAUCUGAUAAAGAUGAUCUCGCAUAAAUCUUGAAUACUGAAGAAAGUAAGGGUAAACCCAUUAAAACCCUUAGAUUCAGUUAAUAAAAUCAAGUAUGGAUUUUUGAUAGAUCCUAAAAACGACAUUAAUCUUACAAAUCACCUUCUCCACUUGCUAAAUAAUCUUCACCGUCAAUACUUAAAAAUAAAAGCACACAAAAAGUAACUAAAUAAUGA
Paramecium sonneborni is the source of this 318-nucleotide messenger RNA. Lineage: Eukaryota; Ciliophora; Oligohymenophorea; Peniculida; Parameciidae. The record is from the annotation of a GenBank genome assembly.